Messenger RNA from Cucurbitaria berberidis CBS 394.84, 590 nucleotides. RefSeq lists its product as uncharacterized. The coding region runs from base 29 to 361 and encodes 110 amino acids. The transcript has a single exon. The record is from RefSeq and is a predicted model, not a curated record. Lineage: Eukaryota; Fungi; Ascomycota; Dothideomycetes; Pleosporales; Cucurbitariaceae.
AAAAGAACAGAAGGCCAGGGUGUGCAUUAUGCUUUCACCCCCAGAGAUCAGUAACGUCGGUGGCGUUCUCAUCUGCCUGCCCCUCUUCAACCACACGGUAGCAUGCGAGGUGGAGAAACGCCUGGGCGUCCACUUUGUUGCGUUAAUGCUCUCCUUGGCAUGUGGUGGCACGCUGCGUCAGUCCGGGCUUACGGUGAAUGCGACAUACAAACGUCUGAUGAGCAACCGUGUCAGCUACCCUAUCUGGCUAACACGGGGAGCAUCAGAGCUCACCCGCUGCUCAGCGCAUAGCCACGACAGGAGGAAUGCCAAACGACGAAUGUGCGCCGAGGCAAUCGAGCUUCAACAGCUAUUGCAGUAGAAGACGGGUAGAACGCGCUAGUCUGCACACUAUGGCCGUCAGGUAAACGAAUCGUUGCUGGGUGCGAGUGGAGUGCAUGCGGAGUUGUCUAUUGUCUACGAGCCAUCAAUCAGCCCACCCAGGGAAAUCCUGCCUAACUGACCGGUAGGUACCUGCUGUGUCAACCUGUAACACCAAAGACGGUUGUACUUUGACCGGUCUAUAAUUCGUCAGCGACGAUCGAUGUCGA